Messenger RNA from Tetranychus urticae (two-spotted spider mite), 2793 nucleotides. NCBI's taxonomy places the organism in Eukaryota, Metazoa, Arthropoda, Arachnida, Trombidiformes, Tetranychidae. The record is from RefSeq and is a predicted model, not a curated record.
GAAAUAGUGGCUGGAUAGGUUAUGCCUUUUCUGCUUCAAACCUACCUUUUGUAUCAAAAAAUAGUAGAUCUACCUUGUACACCCGUUUCUGUUUUCUUUGUCCUCAUUCUUGAUCAAUUGACGAUUGUUUCGCUUCAAACAAAUGAAACCAUCAAUGGAUUCUCAUGAUGAUGAUUCAAGUAAAGAUGGAUCAUCGGAAGGAGAUAUUCACAAUACUUCAAACUCAGAUGCUGAAGGUGUCUGGUCUGCUGACAUUGAACAAAGCUUUCAAGAAGCUCUUGCCAUUUAUCCACCUUGUGGUCGACGUAAAAUUAUACUUUCUGAUGAAGGUAAAAUGUAUGGACGCAAUGAGCUUAUAGCUCGUUACAUAAAAUUGCGUACUGGUAAAACUCGUACGCGAAAACAAGUAUCCAGCCAUAUUCAAGUGCUUGCUCGGAGGAAAGCCAGGGAAAUGCAAUCUAAACUGAAGACACAACUUUGGCAGCCUGCUGUCGGUCCAACAGCCACCGUCGAUAUUAAACCAUUCAAUGAACUUAAAACUUUCAACAGUGCAUCCAACUCGUUAUCCAAUUCUACUCUUCAAUAUAAUGUUCUCAGCAAUUAUAAUGUCCCUUCAUUUGAUGAUAGAUGCAUAGCUACACACGAAUUGAGACUUUGUGAAUUUACAGCCUUUCUUGAAAUCGGAUCCGGUGCUCAAGCAACCAAGCAUAUUUUUGUUCAAAUCGGCGGGCCUUCUUCGUGUUCUGACCCAAUUUUGGAAGACAUCGAUAUUCGCCAAAUUAGUGAUAAAUUUCCUCAAAACAAAGAAGGUCUCAAAGAACUGUAUGAUAAAGGUCCUCAGAACGCUUUCUUCUUAGUUAAGUUUUGGGCUGAUCUAAGUAUUCCUCAAGAUCUUAUGUUCGAGAAUGCCUUUUAUGGAGUUACUGCCAUGUUCGAAUCAGCGAAAAGUAUGGUGAUAACUUGUUCCACAAAAGUUUGUUCUUUUGGUAAACAAGUGGUUGAAAAGGUUGAGGUUGAAUAUCCAGCUUAUGAAAAUGGAAGGAACGUUUAUCGUAUUGAAAAAUCACCCAUGUGUGAAUAUAUGAUUAAUUUUAUUCAUAAACUGAAGGACUUGCCGGAAAAAUAUAUGAUGAACUCUGUGCUAGAAAAUUUUACAAUUCUCCAAGUUAUAACUAACAGGGAAACACAGGACACUCUAUUGUGUAUCGCCUUCGUUUUUGAAGUGUCAUCCUCGGAACAUGGAGCCCAACAUCAUAUUUAUAGAUUAACCAAUAACGACAAUUGAUAUAGCAAACAUGUAUCAAUUAUUUUGUGUACGAUUUUCUUUUUUUGUAAUCCUUUCUCUCUCUCUCUCACACACACACACUUCCUCUUCCUCUUGUUCAUGCUUGCUAUAUCUUAUUCUCACUCUGUUUUUCUUCAUCUUCUCCCUGUUUAUUCACUUGAGGCCCAAACAAUCAACAAACCACACUGACCAGCUUAAAAACUAGUGGACUUCUCCUUUUUUAGAUACCUAAUCAGUUAGUUUUACGCCCUUUUACCUUAUUCCCAUAACCUUUUGCUGUCUUCUUCUCUCAUCCUCAUUCUCCUUUUUUUUCAACUUUUAGCUUCUUACCUCGCAAAAUUCUCUUCAUGAGCGCAACAAUUACCCAAAACAAAAUCAUCAACUUUACAAAAUUGACAUCUUUCAUUAUUCAUCGAUUGAAAAGCAACCAUAGAUGCAUACGUUAACCAACACUUGUCAACAUAAUUUGGAGAGGAAAAAAACAAAACAAAAGAUGUGAUCUCAAUCUAAUUUAACACAUUUUUUUAAUUUAAAAUUCAUAUGUGUGUAUUUCGCAAGGCAAUCAUUAAAAUACACACAUAUAAACAUUAGAAUAGAAACAAAAAAGAAACAAAAAGAAAACCUCAAAUCAAAUAUUCAACUAUGUUGACAAAUGCGUCAUGAUUGAUGAUUAGCUCAGGUGUUUAAUCUUUUUUAUCUAACCAAUCAAUGAAUACGAAAGGUGAUGUUUUCAAUGAUGAUGGUAGGAUAAAUGGAUGAACGAAUUAUGAUCACCUUUCCUUUCCCCAAACUAAACAAAGUAUCUCAAAUUAACUAAAAACAAAAGUAUAAACAUGAUGUAUCAUCUACAAUUUACAUGAUACUUUAGUCCCAAGGCCCUUGUUUCUUAAUCAUGAAUAGUUUUUGAUGCAGUGAUCUUACAUAUAUUUAUAUUUCAAGCACCACACAUGUAUAAGCUACAGACACUGACACACACACACCACAAAUCCACACACACCCUAAGACGAAUUGAUGCUGAUUUUCACCUUUUUCACCUUUUCCAUCUUCUAUCUUCUCUCUUUCCUCUUUCCUUUUCUCAUCUUUUCUCCCUUAAAAUUAUGUUUUAUUCAAUCUUCUUAUCCAAUCUUUAUCUCUCUCUCUCUCUCUCUCUCUCUCUUGAAUCCAUCAUUUUAUGUUCACAGGGUGUUAUGUAAAUUUUGUACCAUACCAUCAUUUAUUUCAUCUCAUUAACACUCAAACUUGAUCACUACAGUAGUGGUUAGGGUUAAGUUAACAAAAGUGGAGAUUUUUUUCAUAGUCGCCAUUUAACGCAAAAUAAAAGCACCUUUAAGAUCGAAUUUGAUUUUGUCCAUUUCUCUAUUGUCUAGUUUCUCUGAAAACUAAUUGUUACCGAGAUGGCGAGACUUGAAAAUUAACUUAACUCUGGCCCUAUUUUGUUAACUUAACCCUAACCUCUACUGUACCAUAAUCAUUAUCUAUUUAUUAAUUAAAUUGUAUUUACUAUCAAA